Molecule: messenger RNA, 2651 nt
Organism: Columba livia (rock pigeon)
Lineage: Eukaryota; Metazoa; Chordata; Aves; Columbiformes; Columbidae
Gene: PEX12
Product: peroxisomal biogenesis factor 12
Exons: 3
Coding region: 66-1136 (356 amino acids)
Biological process (GO): protein import into peroxisome matrix; protein monoubiquitination
Cellular component (GO): peroxisomal importomer complex; peroxisomal membrane
Molecular function (GO): protein binding; zinc ion binding; ubiquitin-protein transferase activity
Source: RefSeq, a predicted model, not a curated record
GCUGCUCUCCGGGUCGCGGCGGGGGCUCCCCCUGGCGGCCGGGCCGGGCGCGGCGCGGCGGAGCCAUGGCGGAGCUCGGCGCUCACCUCACGGCCGCCUCGGCCGGCGACGACCGACCCUCCAUCUUCGAGGCGGUGGCCCAGGACAGCCUGAUGGCCGCCGUGAAACCCGCUCUGCAGCACCUAGUCAAGGUGCUUGCUGAGUCUAACCCAGGCCGAUACGGCUUCCUCUGGCGCUGGUUUGAUGAGAUCUACGUCUUUCUGGACUUGCUGCUCCAGCAGCACUACCUGGCCCGGUUCAGCGCCUCCUUUUCUGAAAACUUCUAUAGCUUGAAGAGGAUCCCCAUAGGAGACUGCAAACAGCAACCUCUGGCCACUGCUGGCCUGCCCAAGAGGCAGCACUGGAAGUCUCUCCUCUUGCUGGUUCUUGUUCCUUACCUGAAAGGAAAACUAGAGAAAAUGGUGUCCAGCCUGAGGGAAGAGGAUGAGUACUCCAUCCACCCUCCAUCAUCAUCCUGGAAGCGCUUUUACCGAGCCUUCCUAGCUGCCUACCCCUUUGUAAACAUGACCUGGGAAGGCUGGUUUCUUAUCCAGCAACUGUGCUAUAUCCUCGGGAAAGCUCAGCACCACUCGCCCAUGCUGCGGCUGGCUGGCGUUCGCCUGGUCAGGCUGACUGCAGAGGAUAUCCAGGCCCUGGAGGAGAAAGUGGCUGGAGCCACCUCGAGUCGUGCACACAGCAUUAAAACACAAGUGCGGUUGGCAGUGAAGAAAGCACUGGGUGGAAUUGCAUUCUCCCUGUCCACUGGGCUGUCCGUCAGCGUAUUCUUUCUCCAGUUCCUGGACUGGUGGUACUCCUCCGAAAACCAAGAGACGAUCAAAUCUCUGACAGCGCUCCCAACUCCUCCACCCCCCGUGCACCUCGACGAUGGGGCCAGCUCAGCUCUCUUACCCAAACUGAAGACCGUGUGCCCUCUGUGCCGCAAAGUUCGUGUGAACGCCACAGCCCUGUCCACCUCUGGCUUUGUGUUUUGCUACCGCUGUGUAUACAAUUACGUGAAGGCUCACCAGCGCUGCCCCAUCACGGGCUAUGCCACAGAGCUGCAGCACCUUGUCAAACUGUACUCUCCUGAGAGCUGAAGGGCCUGCCUGGCACUCUCCCGAGUGGCUGGGUAGCAGCGAGCCUAAAUUCACCCCUUUUUACAUCCCAGAGAAGACUUUCGACCACUACAGCUCAUCAGGGAGCUCUAAAGCUCCUUUGAACUUGGUGGUACAUCAGAGCUUUGCUGCCUUUGUGAAUUCUGGUAAGGUUCUCCUGGUUGUUUAUUAGCUGCUCAAAUAUUCCUGUGACAGUCUCAGAGGGAUGGGACAGCCACAAUCUAUCAGCUGUCAUAAAAACGCCUUUAAAAACAACAAAAAGGGAAGAAACAUUGAUUUGGAUAAGAAGAAUGCAGAUGUGAGGAUCAAAGAGCAUCCCUAGGAAAAGUCCCGUUUGAGGGCAUAAGCCAGCAAAUUAAAGAGGUCAGGAAAACUUUACAGGCGAGUUACUCCCCCCAAAACAGCUUCCCAGGCACUCAAGCUUCUGGGGCAAGCUCUGGCACCAGUGCUUGGCCAAGGGGCACAAACAGGCUUAAACCUCUGCUCUGAUCACGCUGUUCUUCAAUCUCCCUGUGUUUUCAGGCUACUCAUCUUUAAAUUGAGAACAUCACACCUAUGGAUUCCCAUCCAUGGUUCUAAAUUAAGACUUUUGACUCUUUAAAGGAACAAGGGGUGAUGUGUACAAACAAGGAUACAAGAGGCAGAUUACAGUUUCUGCACAAAGGAGAAAAAUGAGAAACCAGCGUAAAGCGGCAACUGUGCCAAUUUAUAUAGUUUUUUUUGAAAAAGAUAAGUCUGUUGUUAUUAUCUGCUUUUAUAAAGCAAAAUUCUCUCUUGAUUGAGAACCUAACUUUUCUGAGGAUUGGAAAAACAGAGCUUGCUCUUCUAGGGGCUGUAUUUACAUAAGAUGAACUAGACUAAAGCUGCUUUCAUCUUUGCAGAUGACGAUAAUGGAUAUAUGAUUAGUAUUUUGUAGGCUGGGAAUCUUUAGUGUCUAUAUUUAACUAUUACAUUGCAAUUAUUCCAGUCCCAAACCAUGUCACACAUUCAUAGCCUAAGAAAGCAUCCUUUCAUCGAACAGAGGAGAAAAGAAAAUGUGUGUGAUAUUAUGGCUGGUUAUUUGACAUCCGGGUUUUCCCGAUGGAAGGUUUUUUCUCGACUCAGCUCUAGGGAGCAGCAGUUUGCUGCUCCAGACAUCACAGUGACUUUGCGUAUAGAAUAUGAAGAGCAAAGUUUGCUGCACAAAGUACAGAGCCUUUCCAGAUUAAGUGAUAUGUUCUAACAUUUAAUUCACUGAACAAGUCAUCUCAUUUCCCCCCCACUUCAGAAGAUAAAAAUCUCUAAUAUCCUUCCUCACCUGUAGGCAAGAUAGCAAGGUUAUUAAAUAAAGUGGAAAAAUAUAGUAAUUUGCAUACUUCCAAAGAUGCUCUGGAAAACACCUACUGUAACAAAUGAGAUUUGUCCCCAGUGCUUGUGUCAUUGUCUCUAUACAGCUUCCAGACCUUUCUACCUGUGCCACUAUAAAAUAAUAAUAAAAACUAUCUCAUUUCUUCUUUC